AUGGACUUCGCUGCUAGCGCUGGAAAUCUUGAAAUCGUGCAGUAUCUGCAUCACAACCGGUCCGAGGGCUGCACUGUUGACGCUAUGGAUUCUGCGGCGACAGAGGACAACCUUGAAACGGUUCAAUGGCUUCAUGAAAAUCGGACGGAAGGAUGCACAGACGAAGCUAUGGACACUGCUGCAGCCAAAGGACAUUUAGAUAUGUGGCUGAGCAAAGAGCGCAACGAAGGAUGUACGACGACGGCGAUGGAUGCAGCGGCAACAAACGGACACUUGGAUGUCGUGAAAUGGCUACACCACCAUCGACUUGAAGGUUGCAGCACGGAGGCGAUUAAUGGUGCUGCCGCGCAAGGUCAUUUGAAAGUUGUUCAAUGGCUACACAAGAAUCGAAGC
Molecule: messenger RNA, 393 nt
Organism: Phytophthora sojae
Lineage: Eukaryota; Oomycota; Peronosporomycetes; Peronosporales; Peronosporaceae
Exons: 2
Molecular function (GO): protein binding
Source: RefSeq, a predicted model, not a curated record